Molecule: messenger RNA, 2194 nt
Organism: Thunnus maccoyii (southern bluefin tuna)
Lineage: Eukaryota; Metazoa; Chordata; Actinopteri; Scombriformes; Scombridae
Product: seipin-like
Exons: 10
Coding region: 170-1270 (366 amino acids)
Biological process (GO): lipid droplet organization; lipid storage
Cellular component (GO): endoplasmic reticulum membrane
Source: RefSeq, a predicted model, not a curated record
AGGAGCCAGGGAUAAGUUAUUGGGGGGUUCGUAAGCAGGGCAGUUCAUAACAUUUCAUCAAGGCAGCGUCUAGCCGUGGACCAAAAGACUUCAGGGAAAGCAGAAGUGGAACAGAUGAUUUCCUAAGAGCUCAUAGUUGGCCAACAGAAACCAGCGAUCUUUAGAUUCAAUGGAUCGAACAAGCCAUCUGCGCCCAGAAGAUGGUGAAGAACUGACAGUCCUCAUUGGUCGGGCACUGCUGAGGCUCCAGGAUGCUGUCGCCAUGGUGAUGUCACGUGCCCGUCAGAGAGCUGUACAGGGUUUUGUUGUGUUCUCUGUUGUGCUGCUGCUCCUCUGGGUUGCCGCCUUUUUAUAUGGGAGCUUCUACUACUCUUACAUGCCCAAGGCAGCUUAUUCCACUUCUGUGCACUAUUACUACAGGACAGACUGUGAAUCUCAAGGCUCCUUUAGGUGCUCUUAUCCUGUGGCCAACAUCUCUCUGAUGAGAAACAAGAAACAUGUGUUGACAUUCGGCCAGGCCUAUCGGAUCUCUCUGCAGCUGGAGAUGCCUGAUUCUCCGGCCAAUCAUGAUCUAGGGAUGUUCAUGAUUAAGACAACCUGUUUCUCUCAGGAUGGGGGGCAAGUUGCCUCCUCUGCUCGCUCUGCAAGACAACUGCUGUCCGCCUCCAGCUCUCGCUUUAGUAUGCUGCGAUACCGUUCAGACCUGCUGAGGACCAUUGGAACGCUACUCUUCCUCCCGGCAUUCUUGACCGGAGCCACUGAGCAGAAACAAACACUGGAGGUGGAGCUCUUCUCAGACUACACAGACGAUCCUUAUGCCCCCUCAACCGCAGCCGUCAUUGAGAUCCUGUCUAACAAGGUGCAGAUCUACUCAUCUCAGUUCUACGUUCACGCUCAUUUCACUGGUAUAAGAUACUUCCUGUUCUACUACCCUGUCCUAUCAGCCCUGGUGGGCGUGUCAAGUAACUUCAUCUUCCUCAGUGUCCUCUUCAUCCUCAGCUACUUGAGGCUUCUGUUGAAAGUGGAGUGGAGGCCAGAGCAGCUCAGAACAGAUGGACUGCCAUCGGAGAGGGAGAAAAACACAGACAACAGCCGGGGAGAGAACGAAGAAGAUGCUGCUGCAAGUACUGCCGAGCUGCUGGGUCCCCUCCAGAUAACCCCCACAAAAAGGAGCCAGGAGAGACGCCACAUUCGCUUUGGUGACGGCACAGAGCAGCAGAACAGACACACACUCGGUCAGAGUGGAAUAAAUGAGUCAGAGGCAGCCUGAGGCCAUUAAUAAAGAGGAGGGAGAAUGUGUUGAGAGCGAUCUUGAUAGUGAGAUGUAAGGAUGAAGAUAAGAGAAUGACUCAGAAAGUACCUGCCGACAAAUAUGCCGGGUGAUGGCUUGUCUGUCCUGUUUGAGCUGUAAAGCUUUACCAGUCCCACUCCUACAUCUGUGUCCCAGUGUUUCAGCUUUAAUGGUAACCCUGUGAUUUAUGAGACUGACAUAUGAACCCUCAUCACUCCAAAGAAAUCUCACAUUCACGUAGCCUUUUUUAUGACUAUGUACUGUACAGUCUUGAUCUGGGGCUCAUUUCACAAAAGUGAUUUGCAAGCAUUUCACACAUUUCACAAAGGAUUGUCACCUUAUUAUAGAUACAUGUGUGAGCUCUAAAGUCCUUUAGUAUGAUGUUCCUUUUGAUUGGUUAAACAUGUCAAAAUUAACGCAAGAGGAAAUAAUGAAACUGCACGUUUUGUGUUGCACAAUUGGUGAAACGGACGCCUGAUGUUCACCUAUGACAAAUACAUGCACAAAUACACUCUAAAAAUGCCACUGACUGUCAGGGAGUUCCUAAUUUCUUUCACUUAACAAAACAACUGUCCAAAAGCUACAUACAGUUAGAAAGAACACGUUAAGUUUACUUCAUAUUUUACAGCUUGUAAAAACUUAACUUUUAAAAAUUAAAUUAAUAAAAAUUAAGUAAAUACAAUUAGAUUUAAGUGAAUUUAACAAUAACCUAAACAUAACUUGAAACAGUUUCCUUGUAAAGUUAGAGGAACAUGUCAUAUUUUACAGGCAGAUGUAACCCUGUGGUGUUGUUUCCAUUGCAUUUUGCACCUAUCAUGCUAACUGAAAUGUUGUCAAUCCUUUCAUUACUUGAGCAAAAUGUAACAUCAUGAUUAAAUCAUGUGAGACAAAACUGUGUCUUUU